AAACCAGACAGCGCCAUAUUUUUCAAUUCACAACUUUUUCAUUUAUGCCGAAAAAAUUAACUGUAAAAUCUAUAAAUUCCUCUAAAAAUACCCAAGACAGUAAGAAACAAAAUAUGAAAUUUGUUUACUUAUCCUUUCUAGUAAUUUUUCUAGUAAUUUGUUUAGCACUUGCAACAGAAUUUGAAAGUGCAGAAUCUCACAACGAAGAUUUCCAUGACGAAGUUGAUGACGCUGAUGAAAGUAUGUACAGUGAUGGAAUUGAACAGUACAGUGAUGUGGCUACCAAAUUGUUUUCUUCAUUAACACCGGACACUAUCAAAAACCAUAUCAAGGACAUUAUUCGCGGGUUUUCCGAUAAAGGAUUUGAAGAUUGCGAUAAAAAUGCUGACAAGUAUCUUGUAGAUGAGGAAGUUGGGUGUUUUAUCGCUGAAAAAAUGGGAUUUUCGUUGAUUGGCACGCUCGAGCAAGUAAUACAGCAUCAUGAUAAAGAUCAAAAUGGAAAGUUGGAUUCAGACGAGGUUUGGAGUAUCGUUGAAGAAAAAGAUGCUAAUCUAAUUGAACCGUUACCAUCAACAAUUGAGCAGAGCAUGCAACUUUUGAACGGAUUCCAAGAAGAAAACGUCCAGCCUGAAAACCCGUUCCUAUCUUAUAUUUAGAUAAGGCUUAUAUUAAUCGGGUUUUAAACUUUUUGUUCGAAUUUUCACAUUUUUCAUCUAACAAUUUUAUUAUUUUUUACCCUGUUACACACCCAAAAUCAAUAAAAAUUUAUUCAGCGGAAAA
Messenger RNA from Caenorhabditis elegans, 780 nucleotides. RefSeq names its product EF-hand domain-containing protein (gene F16F9.3). The transcript is spliced from 5 exons. NCBI's taxonomy places the organism in Eukaryota, Metazoa, Nematoda, Chromadorea, Rhabditida, Rhabditidae. Bases 114 to 656 code for a protein of 180 amino acids. Gene Ontology annotation, molecular function: calcium ion binding. The record is from RefSeq and is marked reviewed.